This is a messenger RNA of Strongylocentrotus purpuratus (purple sea urchin), 967 nucleotides long. RefSeq names its product 3-oxoacyl-[acyl-carrier-protein] reductase FabG. The coding region runs from base 71 to 847 and encodes 258 amino acids. Gene Ontology annotation, molecular function: oxidoreductase activity. The record is from RefSeq and is a predicted model, not a curated record. NCBI's taxonomy places the organism in Eukaryota, Metazoa, Echinodermata, Echinoidea, Camarodonta, Strongylocentrotidae. The transcript is spliced from 9 exons.
UGGAAUUGCUGCCUCGGCCUCGGGCCCGUGACCCUAGCGAUACGUAUAGCCCUCCGAAACUGAGCCGAAAAUGGGAGAAUUCAAUGGGAAAGUGGUUCUAAUCACUGGAGCGAGUUCAGGAAUUGGAGCUGAGACAGCUCUCCACUUUGCUGCAGAAGGAGCAGGUCUUGCCUUAGUGGGUCGUGAUGAAGGGAGACUUGAAAAGUCUGCCAAGGACUGCAUGGUUAAAGGCCUAGCAAAGGAUAAGGUUCUUACAAUCAAGGCAGACAUGUGUGUAGAAGACGAUGUGAAGAGGAUUGUGGAAUCAACUAUCACACACUUUGGGAGACUUGAUGUCUUGGUCAAUAAUGCAGGAGGAUCGAUUCCAUGUUUCCUCACAAGUGAAGACUUAAUGAAGAAUUAUGAUCGCAUAGUGAAGCUCAAUGUAAGGUCUGUCAUCCAACUUACCAACCUAGCGACGACUCAUUUGAUUGCAUCCAAAGGAUCUGUGGUGAAUGUUUCCAGUGUUUGUGGAAAGAGAGUGAUGGCCGGAAUGUUACUGCCUUACAACAUAUCAAAGGCUGCCGUUGACCAGUUCACUAGAUGUGCUGCUUUAGAAUUGGCUUCCAAGGGAGUUCGAGUGAAUGCAGUAAACCCUGGUACUAUUAUGACCCCUAUUAAGCUGAAGUAUGGAAAAUCAGAGGAGGAAGUUCGUGAGCGAGCAAGUAAGACUCACCCAAUGGGCAGAGCAGGAGAAUCGAAUGAGGUGGCACCUGCCAUCAAGUUCCUUGCAUCCAACGUGGCGUCCUUCAUCACUGGAGAAACACUGUCAAUAGAUGGCGGCAGACACGUUGGAUGUGCACGAUAAUAACCAUUUGGCCCAUGAUUUUCUCAAUUCUUGAAUAUCUUGAAUUUUGUUUCGUAUUUUUUUUAAAUGGGUGUAGAUGUUAUAUUUUGAGGUACAAAAUUAAAAAUUGAAUUGUAGCUA